Molecule: messenger RNA, 1474 nt
Organism: Ooceraea biroi (clonal raider ant)
Lineage: Eukaryota; Metazoa; Arthropoda; Insecta; Hymenoptera; Formicidae
Source: RefSeq, a predicted model, not a curated record
UUUAUUGAUCGGUCACCGGCUCCGCUCAACAUGGCGCCGGGGGUGGCGUUCGCGCUCAGCUUGAUCCUCGUCGUCGGCCACCUCCAGGAUGGACCCGGGUCCCUCGCCAAGAGCUUCACGUUCCCGGAGUACCCGUACAAGGAGACCACGAAGAACGAGCUUCUCUUUAGACAAUUCGAGCAGGCUUGCGAGGAGAGCGGCGCUUGCAAACUGUUGUCGCAGCACAGGAGCGGCGGCGUGGCGAAAACGCGAUGCAUCCGCGAGUGCGUAUCACCGUCCUGUUAUAAGGAGAUCUAUUUAUUUGAUCAGUUGGAGGAGGGUGAGAUUGACGUGAGAUUAAAUUCCUUCAAGGGUUGCUUCAUGCAGCGAAACGCUCGGCCACGCAAGUAAAAAGGCGCGGCUCGAGGCAGAGACGCGAGGAGAAGACAAGGGGGAAGGAACUUCUAAUCGCAAAACGAUUAGCGAACGAGCGGCGAGUCGGUGUACCGUUUAACCCUCCCGGGGGGGAUGAUUAUGCGGCCGUGCAAGGAAGAAAAUUGUGCGCGCGAUUGCAGUCCGUCGUUUCAAACGCUUCUUGCUGGCGCUUCUUUGCCACCCCGGAAGGGCUAAAUUGAUGAUGCGACAUGGUCGGUACACGAUGUACAUGAUCGCGGGGGGGGGGGGGGGAGUCACGGAAAUAGGCGAGAAACGCAUAUCAUGCACAAAAAUAGUUAGAAAAGAAACGGAAGGAAUUAGCGAUGUAUAUCGUGCAGGGUCGCACGAUUUUAGGGGAUGCGAGAGGUGUACAUCGGCGAAUCUCGCGACUCACGUAUAAUAAUCUCGAAUAACAAUCUUUUUCUACUUUUUGUACGCACACGUUUACCUACACAACGUUCGAUCGUGACGUUUGAUGAAAAUAAUGCACAAAAUAAAGGAGUAAACUGUUGAGUAAGCUGGCUGCACUAGUGUUAACGAUUCCGGUCACCGUCUUAUUCGCUUUUAUAUAUCACUCGGUUGAAAUCUACUUCGAACACUGAUAUGUACUCGAUCUGUAUGAUAAUAUAUCCUACUACGCAUGUUACUCUUGAAUAAUGCAAUAUCUCGAUGUAUAGCCAGAAUGACGAAUAGCGGUAUCUCAAGACCAUGUUACUGCGAUAUUACUACGCAACUUUAUUCUCUCCAAGAAGUACAGAACUCAAAUUCUCACAUAUAUGAUAUUAUAUAUAGAAAGUAAAUUACAUCGAUUUACAAUUUAACAUUUAAAAGCUUAGAACGAUAUCUCGUAAUGAACUUUACUACUUACGCGUAAAUGAACUUUACAAUUUCUUCCUCGAGAUAUAUGUAUGUAAAUAUAUAUUAUAUAUAUUUAAACUACUCGUACUGUGAUACCACGUGAUAAUCUACAAGAUUGUUAUUGUUCACUCGAAAUAUUGUGACAGCUGAAACGAGAAGAAUGACAAAAAUAUAAGAAUGCGAAGGAACAAGCAUGAAAACC